GUCAUGCCACUGACACCCCUCGGCCACCCGACAGAGCACUGUGACGUCAUCAAACGGUUGACCCCGCCGGCAGAGAGUGACCUCAGGGCAGAGCCCACCACCAGUGCAGGCAGAGCCUACCUCUUUACUACAACUCCACAAACUUCAGCCGAAAAGAAGAUUUCCUCCCCUGCCAAUGCUCCCGUUGCCUUAGCAACCGACCCACAAGCGAGAGUCCUCCGAGCCGCCAUCACCACCCUCAGGAUAUGACGUCAUCCGUUCUGCGCUCCAUGGCGUCCCCCCUCACCCCUCCCACCCCGCCCAGCUCUGCCCUCAGCCCAUGCGCGCCAUUGCCGCCCCCGCAUAUGCCGACGUCAUCACCGCUGGAGAGCCAAUCAGCAAUUUCCAUCCCCCCCGGCCUUUCCUACGUGACUGCUGGGCCGGACACGGGCAAUAACGUUCCGCUCAACCUCUCUGCUAGCGCCAGGGUCAACGACACCGGGAAGGAAAAGUCCUUCGAGACCUAG
This is a messenger RNA of Aplysia californica (California sea hare), 506 nucleotides long. RefSeq lists its product as uncharacterized. Lineage: Eukaryota; Metazoa; Mollusca; Gastropoda; Aplysiida; Aplysiidae. The record is from RefSeq and is a predicted model, not a curated record.